This is a messenger RNA of Stegastes partitus (bicolor damselfish), 1281 nucleotides long. Its product is annotated as mitochondrial carrier homolog 1. Gene Ontology annotation, cellular component: mitochondrion; membrane. NCBI's taxonomy places the organism in Eukaryota, Metazoa, Chordata, Actinopteri, Pomacentridae. Gene Ontology annotation, biological process: positive regulation of apoptotic process. Bases 1 to 936 code for a protein of 311 amino acids. The record is from RefSeq and is a predicted model, not a curated record. The transcript is spliced from 12 exons.
AUGGACCUGCCAGAGAACCGGUCCGGUCAGGCAGCCGAUGCGGGACAGAACGCUCCGCCGGCCGCCGUGGACGUGGACGCCGCGGUGCUGCUGCUGGGAGCCGGGGUCACAGCCGCCACACACCCGCUGCUGUACGUGAAGCUGCUGAUCCAGGUGGGACAUGAACCUCUUCCUCCAACUGUGGGCAGGACCAUGUUUGGAAGGAAGGUUUUCUACCUGCCUGGCUUCUUCUCCUAUGCACAGCAUAUUGUGAAAGUGGACGGAACGCUGGGACUCUUCCGCGGCCUCUCGCCUCGUAUCUUGUCCAGUGCCAUCUCCACUGUGGUCCGGAGCAAAGUGAAGCAGGUCGAGCUUCUGUCCCAGAAAGAUGAACUGCAGACUUCACUCCAGAAAGUGGUCAAAGAGACAUCACAUGAGAUGAUCAUCCAGUGCCUGUCCAGAAUAGCCACCCAUCCUUUUCAUGUUAUGUCAGUGCGCUGUAUGGCCCAGUUUGUUGGCAGAGAGGUCAAGUAUGGGGGGAUAUUCAGCUGUAUUGUCAGGAUCUUUAAGGAGGAAGGAGUCACUGGAUUCUACGUGGGUUUCAUUCCUCACGUGCUGGGAGAGGUCCUCUUCCUGUGGUGCUGCAACCUCCUGGCUCACUUCAUCAACACCUACGCUGUAGAUGAAAGUUUCAGUCAGGCCUCAGCAGUGAGAAGCUAUACUAAGUUUGUGAUGGGCAUUGCGGUGAGCGUUCUCACGUAUCCGUUCAUGCUGGUGGCUGAUCUUAUGGCAAUCAACGACUGUGGUCUGGCUGUAGGUCUGCCUCCUUCCUUUCCCGUCUUUAAGUCCUGGCUGCACUGCUGGAAUCACCUGAGCCACAAGGGUCACCUCUUCAGAGGAUCCAGCUUCUUUUUCCGCCGGGUGCCUGUGACCUCAGUACCUUCCAUCGAGGACUAACAUCUCAACCAUCAUCACCUGCUGCUGAGUUCUUCCUCCUCCUGCUCAGAAUUGUUUUUCCAAAGAUAUCAGCCUUUUCCUUCCCCCCGUUCAGCCGGCUAUCCUCUGCUGCGGGUCAUCCAGAUGUAGCAGCAGCAGCGCGGCUCACGGAGCGCCAAAGGAGCCUCGGUUCGGCGCCGUUUGCUGAGGAUGGAUCUGCUUCUUUUCAGACUUCAGGGAUCAGUUCAGCUGUUUGAAUCAGUUCAGAAACUAUGGUGCAAUGCAGAGAUCCAACACACACUACAUUACAACUCUGAUCUCAUCUCCACAGCGGCAGCUUAAGCUUAAUAACACUUGAGUAAAAAA